AUGGCUGUAUUUGAUUGGAAAAAACUUGUAUCGGAAAUGUCAAGUCGGUGUCCGUUUUUGCUCGAUUUGCUCCUUGUGGUGAUGAAAAAGACAAAGGAAGAUCUACAUGAUAUCCUCCCAAGACUUGGCCUUUGUUAUUCAAUUCUAAUGCAAACAAGGAAUCGCGAGCUUAGUUUGGUGCAACGGUUGAACACUGUGUUGAUGACGAAUGGAAAUGCAAAGAAAGAGCUUUUCAGACAAUGUCAAAAAAUGGGUUUCUCCUUGUCGCAUCAAAGCAAGACCAACCUUCUAGAUAUUAUUGGCAGCCACUUUUCAGACAGUGUCGUUAAAGCUGUCAAGGACGGUAAGAAUCUGCAAGGCACUGGCGAUAACUGGGACAUGAAGAUUCAUGUUCAUGACAUGCAAUCCUCCCAUCAGAAUCAAGAUCUUCAUUACUUUGCCUCCAACCUGAUUGUUGAAAGAGUGCCAUGCCAAAAUCUUUCAUCAACUGCACCGCAAAGAGAUAUCACAAAACUGUCAAACUCAAUUUUCCUACUUAGUGACGAAGAAGAAAUUAAGUUACGGGAAGAUUUUAAAGUGCUGGUUGGAAGAGUCCUUGUCACUGGUAUCCAAAGUUUAUCAUUCCUGAAGAGUGUGAUACCUGAACAUAUUCCCCAUAAAUACCAGAAAGAGAUGUCCGAAAAAUCAAUUAUUGUUCCUCUGCCCAUGCAGCUGAAAGACGAGAAAAAGUACAGUGUAGUUGACAUCCUCGAUUAUUAUGAAAACGAACUGGAGGAUAUUUACACCAAGGCGGAAGUUAUUGAGAAACCAGCUAAGCAGAAUGAACAACAACCUUUCCAUUUGGUGGUGAUCAAAUGA
Dendronephthya gigantea is the source of this 858-nucleotide messenger RNA. RefSeq lists its product as uncharacterized. The record is from RefSeq and is a predicted model, not a curated record. NCBI's taxonomy places the organism in Eukaryota, Metazoa, Cnidaria, Anthozoa, Malacalcyonacea, Nephtheidae. The transcript is spliced from 3 exons. Bases 1 to 858 code for a protein of 285 amino acids.